UAUUUCUGAGGGUCGGACUGCUAAAGGUCACACUGCUAAAAUUUUUGCAAGCGUCCAGACGUGCGUUCCGAUCGCGGAAUUUGUCAGUUUUAUUUUUUUGUGUGCGAUUUCGUUCUGCCUGCCAAACGCCAAACGCAGCGACCGAACUGAGGAGCAGGAGUAAGUCCGAUCGGCUGAAGUCGACCGAAUGUCGAAAUGAAGCGUGACGACAGGGCGAAUGUGCUCAGCGCAACGAAAAGUGGGCGCGAGUGAUUCCGAGAAACAGAUUCGAUUCCCAAUUUGUCGUGUCGUUCUCUCGAGCUCAAGAGAACGAAAACAACGCGAAGUAAAAGUGAAAACGUGCAAAAGGCAUAGCGCAAAAGAAAAACAACAACAAACUAAACUUCGGAAAAAAUGUGCGACACGGCGGCAACAACAGCUACACCAGUGGUGGCAGCUACAACUGUGGGAGCGGCUUCGGUGUCUGGCACUGGAACCAGCCAGGGAACGGCAGCGGCUACACCAGCGACAGCAGGAGCCACACCGCCAGCUACAACCGCAUCGAAACCCGAGCAACAGCGGGCGCGACAAAACUGCUGUCGCCUCUGCAUUGCCCCGGCCACGGAAUGCAUUUCGAUCAUCAAUAGCUAUGCGGCCGACAAGGAGCCGCUAUCGACAAAAAUCCACAACUGUGUGGACAUAAAGAUAACACCACAAGAUCGGCUGUCACUUCAGAUCUGCCACGCCUGCAUCAGUUACCUUAACUCGUGGCAGAGCUUCAAGAAUCGGUCGGUUAGCGCACAGAGCAAACAGCGGCAGUGGCUGGAGGCCAACAAGAGUAAGCUCCUCAGCUAUUUGGAUUUGAACAGUGCCGAGAAUGGAGGAGGUCAUCAGCAGCAUCACCAUCAGAACCAGCAGCAGCAUCAUUCGGAGAAUGAGAUCGAUUUGGAGAAGCCAUCGGCCGCCCAAAUAUUGGACGGCAUACCCUCGCUGAAGAAACGCAAAUCCCUAACAGUCUAUCCACUGCCCGCAAUUCCCAUCAAGGAUGAGCCCAUUGACACAGAUGAUGACUAUCAAAUGAAAUCGCUGGACGAAUCCGAUGACAUGGUCGAUCCCACAAUGUUCCUAGAGCGCUCCGAGCACGAGGGCGAUGUACCAUUAAUGACCUCCGACUAUGAUUAUACGGCGCAGCAUGGUGUGAACGCAGAGACGGCGGCCGCCUCGCUGCCGCCCAAUGCUGUGGCUAAUGUGGCCGCCGCCGGGGACUCGAAGGUGGCCAGCUGCCGGGCAUGCAGCCUCCAGUUUUCGACACGUGCCAAUGCCAGGCGCCAUGAGCGAAAUUUGCACCCAAAUCUGUUCCAAUUGUCGACGGACUCGCCCAACAAUACGCCCAUCACAAAGCCCACCCCGGCACUGGCGGCUGCAUUGGAGAUUCAGCGUGCCGCCGCCGAAGCGGCCACCGAGGAGGCCAGCAAAGCUGCAGGCGCUGCCGGGGGUAAUAUAUCGACCCAAAAAUACCGUCAGGUGGUGAUGAACGCCUUCAUCAAGUGCGAGGGUGGGGGCUUCAACUAUGACAGUCCCGAGCAGUACCAGCCGCUGCUCACCCGCGACAAGGUGGAGUUUAUCGAGCAGAAUUACGAAUUCCUGGAGCAGUACCAGACGAUGACAUGUCGCUGCUGCGACAAAUACUUCAGUACGUACAAGAACUUUAUGGCGCAUGUGCGUAAAAAGUAUCCGCUGUUGCCGCGCAAUCUCUGCUUCAACUGCCUCAAGAUGAACGAAUCGAAGGCUCUGUUCAUUUCCCAUCUCAAGAAGCGCAACUGCAUCAAUCUAUUUCGUGUGCUGAACGCCCUGCGCGGCAAGCAGCCAAAUUUUCACCCCUCAUCGGACAUUGGAUCGUCGUUCGGUGGAGAGACCACCACCACCACCACAACCAUCACCAGUCCCAAUGUCGUUGUACCGCUGCUGCUGGAUAACAGCUCGAGCGGCGAACGGCCGGAGAAGCUGCGCGCCAAGGAGCUGCUGGUGAAUAAGCUUUACGAGUGCAAACUCUGCCCGAAGGGCUUCCGCACCAAGCACGAGUUUCGCACCCAUGUCUACGACAAGCAUGCGGAUGUGCAGCGCAAGGACAACAACUCGAUUCAGUGCAGCUUCUGCGGCCUGGACUUUGCCGAUCCCGUCGACAGGCGCCGCCACUACAACAACAUGGACUGCAUUGUUCGCCUACGCUGCAUGACGUGCGACGCCAAGGUGGAGACGCAUCAGCGUUUUCUCGAUCAUGUCUAUCAAGAUCAUCUGGGGGGCAUAAGCAGCGACAAUGCCUCCACUGUGAGUGGAUUGGGCGGCGGCGGAGGCGGCGGCGGCAGGAGCAGCAGCAGUAUUGAGAACUCGCCCGGGAAGCGGAGUCUACUAGGGGCUCUCGGGAUCGGUGUUGGCUCCCCCGCCGAUGAGUCACGCACCGGCAGUGCAGCGGCGACAGCGGCAGCCGUAGCACCCAAUCAAACCUCCACGCCAAAGCCGACAUCGGGAGGUGGGGCGGGCACAACACCUGGCUCCCUGAAUCGUGAUGCUGGUGGUGCACCGAAAUCGCAGUAUUUUUCACGAAUGCCCCAGGUAUGCCCCAUCUGUGGCCAACAGUACAACAACUACAACAACGUGCUGCGUCACAUGGAAUCGAAGCAUCCAAACAAACUCCCGGAGACCUACAAAUGUGUGCGCUGCGGCCUGGGCUAUCCGAGAAUCUCGUAUCUGCGAGAGCAUAUGAUCAACGUGCAUGGCGUGGACAAGAAUCGAAAUUCGGGCGGCUUUGAGUACAUUGUGAAUGCGGAUGCCGUGAAGCUGGCCGAUGGCAGUACACCGAAUGUGUCCACGGGUCGUUACGACUAUGUGAUGAAGGAUCUGAUGUCAAUAACAAAUGGUGGGACACUCGAUGAUGACGAGGAGGAGACCGGCAGCAUGGCCAAGAAGAUACGCCUGGACGAUAGCAGCAACAACAGCAGUCUGGUGGGUGGGGUGGCCAGCCAGCAAAAGGAAUGCCCCAUCUGCAAUGCACUGUUUAGCAACAAUAUUGGCCUGUCGAAUCACAUGCGCUCACAUUACACGGCCUCGAGUACCGUGAACGCUGCUCUGGUGGCGGCCAAUCGCAUGACACCCAAAUCCCUGACCAUAACCGCCGCCCCAGCCAUAGAGACGGUCACAUCAUCGGCCUCAGUCGAUGUUGACGAUGACGAGGGCGUUAUGCCGCUCGAAUCCGGAAAUAUUAUGGCCAGCGUCAGCGGUGGCAGAGGUGUUGCUUCUGUUUCAGCUAUUGCUGCUGUGCCUCCUGCCAUGGUUAAUCAGACGCCUCAAGAGCAGGCCGUCUUUCGUCGCAGCCUGGACCAGGCGGCGGAUCGUCGCUUCCGCCGGAUGCGUUGCCGCAUCUGUCAGCGGCGUUUUAGCUCAAAGAAAUCAUACCGCUAUCACAUGCUCACCGACCAUCAGGUGCAGAAUGUGCAGUUUAUCAAGUGCAAGCUGUGCAAUGCAGAGUUUGCCUACGAGAAGGGUCUCAAGGUGCAUCUGUUCAAGGUGCACGGACGGGCCAUCAAGGAUGAGAUGAUUGUGAAGCAGUUUGAGUGCGAUGUCUGUUCGAUUGUCUACAGCUCGGAGCUGGAACUGAAGCAGCACAAGCAGAGCGUCCAUAAGCUGACAUCCGUGUCGGUGUCUGCAUCCGCCUCGGCAUCGGCUUCGGCUUCUGCCUCGGCAUCCACAUCCUCGAAAAUCGAUGAUGAUUCACUGAUGAUGGAGGACAUCGGUGGCAAUAGAAGCCGUCACCAUCAUCAGCAGCACAGCAAGGCAUCUGGCGAUCUGGCCGAUCAGUCCAUCAUCUCCGCCAUGGCUGCCACCGCCACUGCCAGUGCCACAACGACGCCGCUCUACUGGUACCAGUGCAAGUACUGUCCCUCCAACUUUAACACCAACAAGAAGCUGGCCAUCCACAUCAACUCGCACGAUGAGUUCGACUCGAACGAUUACUCGUGCAAGGACUGCGGCAAUGUCUACAGCGGCCGCAAGAGUCUAUGGGUUCAUCGCUACAAAAAGCAUCCGCAGGUGCCGGACCCAAUCGAGUGCAUGCUGUGCCGCAAGGUGUUCUUUGACCAUCAGAUGCUGGACAAUCAUACGCCGACCUGCAACCGUAAGCCAAUUACCGCCACGGGGGCGCAUCAGCAGGAGCUGCAGACGCAGUCAAAUCAGCCGCAAGGUCGGGCCGUAUUUAGGCACAAGACUGGCGACGAUGACGACGAGGAAGAGCAACAGCAGCAUCACCAGCAGCAGCAACAGCGUAACCAUCAGGAGGAUGCUGGCGAUGGAGGAGCAGUAGCAGCAGCAGCUGCUGCCGCUGCCGCUGCCACAUCGAGCGGCACCAUCAGCGGUGUCAGUACCAAAAAGAUGCGCAUACCGGAGGUGGCCUGUACAAUUUGUGGCGCCAGAUUCACUGAUCAGGAGCACUUUAGCAAGCACAUACAGAAGCAUGAACAGGAUCUAUAUGUGGAUAAUCCGCUGGCAGCGAUGUUCGACGAUGGGCCGGCGGAUGCGGCCCAAUUUAAGGUGGAGGGCCAGAACGAGAACGGGGAAUACGCGUGCGAUAUGUGCACGAAGACAUUCCCCCUGGUGAUUGCACUCAAAGUGCAUCGCAAGUGGCAUUUCAGAGGUGAUAGCAAGCAGAACCACAUCGACAGCGAAACGACGAAUAUCAACAACAACAACAACAACAAUUCGGUGAACAACUCCACAUCGAUGCUACGGGAGCUGCAUGCAGUGGGUCUGACGCCCAACCAACAACAGAAGCAACAGCAGCAGAACUCCACGUCCACGCCGAACAACAACAGCAGCAGCAACAACAACAACAGCAACAGCAGCAAGAGCAGAUCAAUGAAGCGUAAACGUGAAUUGAAAUGCGAAUACUGCCCCUCGACAUUCAUCAGCAACAACAACCUGCGACGCCACAUGUACGAACUGCAUAAGCACGAGGUGAGUAGCCUGCCAGCACCGCCCGUGAUUGUGGUGGAUGACCCGCUCUGCUGUCGACGUUGUGGCAAUAUCAAAUUCGAGACGAAAGAACUGUGGAUCGAGCAUAAGCUGGCCGAUGCGAAGGUGGUGCGACCAUUUUGUCCCUUCCAAUGGGGCUGUGACAUGUGCGGCGAGUACUUGUCGCGCAAGGAGAAGCUCAUGAAUCACAUCAAUAAUCAUUUGAAGGAGGAUGUCAUUGUGCCAGUGGCCACACAAGGGGCCAUCGACAGAGAACGAGCAUCGACAGCAUCAUCAUCAUCAUCGUCAGCAUCGGCAGCAUCGGCUUCGGCAUCCGAGGCAACAACAUCCAAAGCAAAGGCGUCGUCCGUACUGGCGGAGCAACCCGGUGCCAUACUGCAGAAGAAAACGGAGGAAAAUGGUGGACUGGAUGGAGCAGAGGCGGCGGUAAAGGCAGAUGAAGAUGAUAGCGAUAUGGAGGAUGCCGACAGUUCAGACGGUGAUGAAGAAAGCUCUGGCACAGGGGAUGAAGACGACGACGACGAUGAUGACGACGACGACGACGACGACGACGACGAUGAUGACGACGAAGAUGAGGGCGAAGACGAGGAGGGUGUGCCCCCACCAACACCUGCCACACAACUGUUGCCACAGCAGCAGGAGCAGCAGCAGCAACACAAACACAAAGCCAAUAUUGACAAUGAUGAAGAUCUCGUCGAAGAAGUGAUCAGCUCUGAUGAUGAAGAGCCUGAGGAUGGAGGGGAAGUCGAGAGCGAAAGUCAAACAGAAAGCGAAGAGGACGAUGACGAGGAUGACGAUGAAGACGAUGACGACGAGGAAGAGGAACAGGGACAGGAACAGGAACAGGCCUCGCAGCCCCUGGUGAAUGGCAAGUCGAAAGAGCAUCAACAGCAAAUCGAUGAGAUAUUGCCCAGCUCCGACGACGACGAAGUGGGGGAUGGCAAUUUAGAUGGCCAUCUGAUGGCCAUUGAUGACAUUAUUGAAGAAGAAUUUGAUGAAGACGAUGAUAUGGAGGAGGUGGACGAUGGUGCAGUCCAUCCAGAUCCCGAUGAUGUUAUCGAAGAGGUCGACGACGAUGAUGCGGAUGAGGUGGAUGAAGAGCACAAUGUCGAUGGGGGCGGCACAUCAUCGGCCUCAUCGUCAGAGAGUGAAUCAACAUCCACGACCACAUCCAAUUCGCAUUCAACUGGUGAGCGGCGUAAGAAGGCUGGCGACCAGUCGUCAAAUCCCAGCUUUACCUGUGAUCUAUGUCAACUUUGUUUCGAUUCCCAGGAGCUUCUCCAGUCUCACAUCAAAAGCCAUUUCCUCAAUGGUCCAAAAAUCUCUGCCUCACAAGCAACAAGCAAUGCAACAGCAACAGCAACGGCAACGGCAACGACGACGACUGUGUCGAGCAAUUGUAACAACAAUGCGUCGACAAAAGCCUCGAAGCAGCCCUCCCCAACCAACAACAACCGACAAAGAAGUUCCGCCGCAGAAAUGGGGGCCAGCGGUAGCAGCAGCAACAGAAAUUAAGUGGAUUAUCAUAGGUACUCGUAUUAUCCCAGUCGUUUGUCCCCACAAUCAUCCACGUCAGAAUUCACACUUGAAACAACUUGUACAAAGCCAGCCCAAUUAUCGCUCAUGAGCCAAAAGACCCUUCACUCUCCACCAUCAACCACCACCACCACCACCACACAAAACAACAUGAAAAACCAUGCAAAAUGAUCAUCAGAAAACGCAUUCCAUGCAUUCAACAAGCAGCAGCAUCAGCAGCUACAAUAUGUAUGUAUAGAGACAGUAGGAGAUGGGGCGGGGAAUGGGGGACUGCGUGCGUGUGUGCCACAUAUAGUAGAGUUUCUUCUUGCUUCUAGUCUUAAGGCAUACCUUAUACUAUAUAUUAUACAUGCAUAUAUCAUCCGUAAAAUUUAUAAGAUAUAUAAGAUUUUUUUUUACAAUGUUAAACUAGUUUUUACGCACGCACGCACACACACAAACAAACACAAGAAGAAAACAUACACACACACACACACACAUACACAGACGAAAGAAGAAAGAUGUGAGCACUGGGCGGCAUAUUUUAGGCUUUAGGUUUUUUGCUUAAAUAACCUAUAUAUAUCAAAUAUAUAGCGUACAUUUAUAAGCAUCUAUGUAGGAAGUACGUACGAACACACCUCAAUUAUUAAGCAAACGUUUAUGACGUCACCAAAGGAACACACAAAACAAAACAGCAUAAAAACCCACAAAAACAACAAAAAAAAACACACACAAAACCAUACAAAAUACCAUACGAAAAGGAUUGGAAAAGAAGAGAAUAUAAGGAUAUAGUCGUCCCAGAGCUCAGUUAGAUAUAGUUUUAAAGAUCAUCAAUUUCUAAGUAUUCGCACACACACAAACACACACACGAAAUGGUUUAGAAAACCAAAAACUCUCUACUCGAUAUAUAUAUAUAUAUAUACAUAUAUAAUUAAAAAAAUUUUUUCGGAAUGGUCAAAAUAGUGAUUUACAGUACAGAAAACCGAGAGCAUCACAACAGAAAAAUACCCAAAAAAAAAGAAUUUACUUUGGGAAUGUAAUGUAAUGUAAUUUUUUUUUUUUUUAUAGCAUAUUUUGAUGUCUUUUUUUUAUAUUUUUUGUUUAAGAGCCUGCUGGGGCCAUGAAACUCCUACCUGAAAUAUUUGUUUUAAUCAUUUAAUUAGGAUUUAUUAGAUCUAGAAGAGUAAGACAGUAAGAACAUGCACAAAAAUAUAUAUCUAUACAAAUGCGAGAAAUACAUAAUUUUAUUUAGUUUUUUUUUAUUUUUUUUUGUUUUUUUUUUCCAACAACUUUUCAAUGGCUAGGAGAAUUGAACAGACAUAAAAUUCGAUUUGAUUCACUGAUAAAUCCCAUGCAAUGCCAUAAAAUACCAAAUACGAAACAUAUAUAAUAAUGGUAGCCUCUUCAAGCCGUACUUCUUUAUUCCAAACAGCUCAAACAUUUGUCUCUUCAGCCUUUAACCCAAAUGCAGCUCGAGCCCACCCAUGACGCCUCUGUUCUUCGAGUUUCGCUCCAACUGGAAACCGAGAAUUGUGGGACAGUUGGUUGUUGCAGAUUUCGUUACACAAAAAAAAACACAUCUAGUCAGACAGAAUGGGUGAUACUUCUGCGCGUCGAUCAAGCCGUGUCAGUCGAAUCAGCCGCGGAGUUAAUUAUUGUGGCAAUGGAACGCCGCUACAUAAUAUGAAGCUCGCAUUGCCAAGACUU
Molecule: messenger RNA, 8226 nt
Organism: Drosophila pseudoobscura
Lineage: Eukaryota; Metazoa; Arthropoda; Insecta; Diptera; Drosophilidae
Gene: hang
Product: hangover
Exons: 7
Coding region: 394-6519 (2041 amino acids)
Biological process (GO): regulation of transcription by RNA polymerase II
Cellular component (GO): chromosome; nucleus
Molecular function (GO): zinc ion binding; chromatin insulator sequence binding
Source: RefSeq, a predicted model, not a curated record